AUGUGGAGAGCCGUGCAUCAAGGUUACUAUGAGCUGCCCGACCCGUACCUGAGCCAGUACCCGUACCAAUACCAGUACCAGUAUUAUCCGGGUUACCUGAUGGGUCCGGCCCAGUACAACGACCUGAUCAUGGACACUGCAAUCUACGGGUCGGACGAGUUCCGGAUGUACGCCUACAAGGUCAAGCGGUGCCCUCGCAUGCGCAGCCACGACUGGACCGAGUGCCCCUACGCCCACCGUGGCGAGAAGGCGCAGAGGCGCGACCCGCGCCAGUACUCGUACUCCGCAAUCGCGUGCCCCGCUUACCGGAACGGGAGGUGCCACAAGGGGGACCUCUGCGACCUCUCGCACGGCGUGUUCGAGUACUGGCUCCACCCAGACAGGUACCGCACCCGCGCAUGCAAUGGGACGCCGCAUUGCAUGCGUAGGGUGUGUUUCUUCGCGCACACCCCUGACGAGCUCCGCCCCGAGCCCGAAUUUUACCCGCGCAAGUUCUAUGUGCCGCAUCCGUACGAUCAGUACCCGCGCCGCCCUUACCGUACGCAUAACUGUGCGUACCGGGCGGUCCAGGUGGGAAGGGGGAUGUACGGCGGCGGACAUCGAGGCGGCAGGUCAGCAACCGUGGAGGAGUAUGAGAUGAUACUGAAGAACAAGAAGAUUAUGGACGAGUCUUUUGAAAAGGUGGAGAGUUUCCUGAACAGUCUGAGGUCCUUGACGCUGAGUGAUGAGCCUUUCGAAUUCGAAGACGAGAUUGAGGCGAUGGAUAGUUAUGAGAUGGUGGAGGCAGCACCAUCGGUUUCGGAGCUGCCGGAGUUCGACUGGGUUACAGAGCUGUUGCAGUAA
Prunus armeniaca (apricot) is the source of this 843-nucleotide messenger RNA. Lineage: Eukaryota; Viridiplantae; Streptophyta; Magnoliopsida; Rosales; Rosaceae. The record is from the annotation of a GenBank genome assembly.